Molecule: messenger RNA, 3583 nt
Organism: Chara braunii
Lineage: Eukaryota; Viridiplantae; Streptophyta; Charophyceae; Charales; Characeae
Source: the annotation of a GenBank genome assembly
ACGGACAUGUUGGGUCGCCAACGUUCAAGAGGCUCGAUGUCCACGCCAACAGUAACCGUUAGCGGGCCGGUAGCAUCCCCAAGGUGCACACCGCGUUGCAACUCGGGGUUCGGCUUCAGCCGUGGCGGGAAACCGGCCAACGGUCGGCAAAUGCGAAUAUUUGAGGCGGCACAGCGCGUCCAGAAGACGACGGCUUCCGUUUGUCGCCAAGCGCGUGUCGCCGUGUGCAGGACGUCGCAGUUACGUUGUCGGCCGUGUUCUCUUCCGUCUAGUGCCGUUGCCGUCGUCCGUCGCAUGGCUGACAGCUUUCGCAAGCUCCCGCUGCUGCUUCUCGCCAUCUUCCUACUGGUCGUCGUCGUAGUGUUGCACGUGUGUUUCGUCGGGAGCACGCCGCGGCGUCGACGCAGACGAACUUCGCCGAUGAAGGCCGUCAGGACAGAUAGUGGACAGGGAUCCCCCAGGGGAGGAGGGGAGAAGGUUGUGAGCAGGCGUGCCGUUGGGAGUUCUUCACCGACUUGCAGGUUGUCGUUGGGGGUCGGUAAUUCAUCACUGCCGCCGCAUUUGCAACCCCUCCCUGACUCAUCUGAUGAGGAGGAGAGGGAGGGACGGGCACGCACUGUUCCGUUGGGUAGUGGUUCUACGCAGGAAUGGUCUUGGACGGAGCUGUGCGGCGGCAGUGGCGGCGUGCACGGCCAGUCCUUCACUGAACUGCUGGCGCCGGGUCUCGACGGGGAAGAAGGGCAUGGCGGAUCGAACCUGUCUUCUGGUCUGUCUACAGGGAGGUGUGGAAGCCGGACCCGCACAGCGUGCAGCAGUGGCGGGGACGAGCGACUUCCAUCUCUAGGAGCACGCAAGGUCGUCCGUUGUUUAUGCAGUCCCCGGCUCCGGUGUGUGCUGCGUCCAACCUGGGACGUCGACGUGGCAUUGUCGAGGAGGGGGGGGGGGUACUUGGACGACGUCAUUGACGACCGCGACGGGAGGUUAGUGUGGGCGGAGGAGCGACGGAAGAUCAGGGAGGGGCGAGAGGAAGCAAUCAGGCGGGGGGUGGAGCGGCUGAGGAUGGACAGGCAGGCGGAAGAAGUUGAGGAGCCACAUGCGGGGCUUCCGUCCGAAGACGACGAGAUGACGGCGCAGGAGAGGCAGGAGACGGGAAAGGCGGUUACACCUCGCCAUCGCAGAACAACGACGGGGGGGGGGAAGGGCGGCAAGACGAAGGCGACCAGCGGGAACGGUCGUGGGCGGCCGAAGAAAGCGCAAGCAAAGGCAAACGACGGAGAAGGCGACGGCGACGCAGAGGAGAAGCGAAACUUUUGGAGUGUCGAACAUAUCAUCGCCCUCAUACGGGCGAAACGCGAUCAGGAUGCGCACUUGCAGGGGAUGGGGCAUGCCUAUGCCCAGAUGAAGCCGAGGGAGUGGAAACGGAAUGACGUCGCCAGAAGAUUGAAGAAUGUGGGUGUCGACAGGAAGCCGGAGAAAUGUGGGAAGAAGUGGGACAACCUCAUGCAGCAAUUCAAGAAAGUUCAUCAUUUUCAAUCGCCGUCCGGGGGAAUUGACUUCUUCCAGUUGAACGGCAAGGCGAGGGCGAGACACGGCUUCAAUUUCAACAUGGACCGCGCCGUUUACGACGAGAUUGAAGGGUCCAGCGGUUUCAACGAAACCAUCAACCCCAAAAACGUUGCCGACACUGGUGCCCGCGGCGGUGUGCGUUUGCCGUCGACGACAACUGCUGAUCCUGAAGCAGUUGGUGGUGCCGACGCCGGUGCGGGGGGGGAAGAUGAGGACGAGGGAUCGACUCGUGGUUCCUCCCAGACGUCGGGCAGCCCCCAUGGUUUCAGAAAGAGGAAGAGCACGCGGCAGCAGACGUUCGAAGCAAUGACGGAGUGCAUGGACAAGCACGUUGGGASAGAGGUGGAGGCWGAUUGGGUGGAUGCACAKGAGAGACAGGAGGAGGACGACGACUUCGAAGAAGUAGACAAACAGACUCUCGUGAGGAAAGUGAAGCAGAGAACGGGGGGUGCGAUACGGAUCGAAACGGGGGGGGUGGGCGCUGGGGAGGUGGCUCCUGAUCAGCAGCAGACGCCGUCGAGUAAGCGGAGCGAACAGGCUGUUGGCGUGGCUAGCAGUUCCCAAGUUGUGGUCGACCAGUCGACGAUGCGUUCCCCUGCGCCGCAGCCGCGCGGGGAGGCAGUUCAGGGUGCGUCAUCCAUGGCGGACGUUGCGAAGGCGGGCGAUGRCGRGGYGGCGGGCGAARACGACGAACCGCUAGUGAUGAAGCUUCGCGGGCAACGUCCGGAGGCGAAAGCGAUGGAGGUGGCCGCGAGGCUAUGGACCGACGACAUUCGGUUCUGGAAUCAAACGCGGGGAAAAGAAAUCAUCGACAUCAUGCACGAAGCCYRAGUUCACCUCUUUGAUGUGGCGACGGGGGUGCAGCCAUCGGCGAUCCGAAGGAGCAUCARCCUCCCCCAUAGUUCCAUUCCGCAGAAGAAGAUCGAAGAUGCCUCGGAGUUGAGGGCGGUAAAGGAAAGGGCGUUAAAGGUGGAGAGCAUUGCGAAGAGGGCCAUCCACGGCUGGAUUUUCAAGUCCGACAGCAGACACAAGGGGUAUCACUUGGCGUACCAGUACGCCUUGAACCACGCGGCGACUGACAUGGCGAGAGCGAUGUGGGCAUUGGAGGACUGGUGUUCGUUAGUCAGCCCGAUGGCAAUUCAAAACACGCUGGAGUUGGGUAUGAAGCUCCCUUUGUGGUUCGUCGGAGCGACCGUGGUGGACAGGCACCAGGACGACGAGUGCGCGGCUUACCAGGAGGCCAUCGCUCAACGUUUGGUGCGCGAUUUCACGAAUGUGGUGGAGGCGGCGCAGGCGAUGGACUCAAGGCGUGUGUCUUACGAGCGCCUGAAGUCCCUGGCGGAGGCGAUGAGGUACUUGCUGGCGGCGGCGGCGUGGAUAAUGAGGAUGGUUGGGGACGACGCAAGAUCACACUUCGACGCCUGGGUUUUCGUGCAGUUGACGUCGAAGACCACACUUCUUGCUGCCAUGGAUCGCCAUUUUGACUCCCGUCGUCAUGUCUUGCUAGCCGCAACUGUGAUGACGGAGAAACUGGGAAGACCGCCUCCGACCUUCGCUCCCCCCCCACUGUACAUCCCCAACUGGGCAUCGAAGUGCGGCGUCACAUUCAAUCACGACGCGACUUUGUCCUCCCCGAUGGAACAACGAAGACGGAUUGGCUCGGCACAGGCCCCCCUGAGGAGGAAGACUCGAACGACGACGAUUUUGAUGGCGCCGAGGGCGGGUGAUAGUGGGAGUGGAAGUGGAUGGACUGCCGACGAGGGCGGGCGAUCGUUCGUGGAAGGGUUUAGUAAACGCCGGGGGCAAGGGUGCGUCAUCCGUGCGCACAAAGAUCAUGACGGUGGGGGAAAGACGAAGACAAAGGUGAAGAUGGUGGCAGUGCUACAUGGACUGGAUCGUCAGAACGAGACCCCCUUUUUUGGAUGAUGACGACGACGACGAAGAUGAUGAUGGCGGCGAGGGCGGGUAUCUUCCGCGGGGAGACUGUAUCGAUUGCCGUCGUGAUGCCACCAUCGCU